Messenger RNA from Nothobranchius furzeri (turquoise killifish), 5061 nucleotides. RefSeq names its product APC membrane recruitment protein 2 (gene amer2). Gene Ontology annotation, biological process: regulation of canonical Wnt signaling pathway. The record is from RefSeq and is a predicted model, not a curated record. Gene Ontology annotation, cellular component: plasma membrane. Lineage: Eukaryota; Metazoa; Chordata; Actinopteri; Cyprinodontiformes; Nothobranchiidae. Gene Ontology annotation, molecular function: beta-catenin binding; phosphatidylinositol-4,5-bisphosphate binding.
AGCAGGCAGGCGUUGAGGCAAGUCAGAGUAGGAGUGAAGGAGCACCAGAAAGGAGAGUGGAGGGGAAGAGAGAGAGAGGGGGUGCGUGCAUGUGAGGCUACAAAGGGAAAGAGGACGGAAAGGCAGAGAACUGGAGGAAAGCGACACUGUGGGAGCAGCAGAGCGCUGGAUAAUGGAGGUGCAGGCGGAGUGUGUGGAGCCUCCUGCGGCUCCACAGUGUGACCCCCAGCCAACAGGGAGAAUCAACAAAGCUGCCUUCAAACUGUUCGGAAAGCGACGCACAGGCUCCGGAAUGACCAGCUUCUUCUCAUUCCGGAACAAAGGGACUACAAACAUGGGAAGCAACGGGAAUUCUGACAAUGGGAAUUCUUUAAACGGAAGCAGCUCAGCGGCAUCAGUGGAGCUUGUGAGGAGCAAGACCCACGAUGGACUAACGAGCUCUAACAACGAUGCUGCUGGACAGAGAGGGGAUGGGCCUGCUGCCCUGGAGGCAGGUCCAGUAAGGUCGCUCAGCAAAUCCCUGAGUUUCUUCUCUUUUCUCCGACGUGGGAGUUUUAGGACAAGUGAAAACGGGGGUGCUGGUAUCGUGAGACGAGGGAGGGGCCUGAAGGGCUUUUUCAGCAGCAUGCGAUGGAGACGUAGAGAAAAAACAAACGAGGGAGACAGGGAAGAGGUGGAAGGGAAAAAGGAAAAGGAUGCAGAUGUUGAAACUGAAAACGUAAAGGACAUCACGCUCACCCUUGAACCCCCUCCACACUGUCACCAGGAGAACUGUGAAAAUGUGGAGACAGGACCGACCCUCCAAGAGGCGGACACUCCCACCACUAGUGUUACCAUGACACCCACACACUGUGUUGCCAUUGCAGGACCAUCUGCUGAGCCAUACUCCCUCUUGCCUUACACACCCACAGACUCACCACUGCACCCCCCCAUCCAAAAAACCAAAGCUUCAAUUUCCAGCCUCACCCCUGCCCUGGCCACACCACCUUUGGACCACUGCAGCAUAGGCGACCAACCUUCAGAGCCUUCUGUGGAUCGAUUGUGUUCUCUCCUUUUUACUGAUGUCACGUCUCUUAAGAGCUUUGAUUCACUCACAGGCUGUGGUGACAUUAUUGCUGAUGCAGAUGAGGAAGGGCCAGUGGGUAAUGGGGGUAGUGGCACUAGCAGCAGCAGCAGUGGUGGUGGAGGGGGGAGCCUGGGUGCAGGCAUUGGGAGAACUGUUGGUAUCUCAAGCGUCACACCUCGUAGCUCCCCAUCAAGGCCUUCCAUACCCAUCCAGACUACUCAGCCCAUCUUCUCUGUUUCUCAAAGCUCAGCACCUGCUUCCCUUCCGACCCGAACCCGAGUUCCUCCUCCUCCUCAGCAACACCCCGCCGGCAGCGGUGUGGUGGCCUACAUGGGAGGAGGAGAAGAGAUGGCAAGCCCAGAAGGAGUGGAUGAUGCGGAUAUGCAAGGGCUCUGGCACAUGUUGCCUUCCACAGGUGACAACUCCCCUGCCUUGCCCCGACUGAACCAGCCUUCUUCGACAGCCCUCACUACGACUCAUCCUUCUCGUGCCAACCCUGCCGGGAGCCAUCUUCCCUCAGCUCCCAAGGCUGCAGAGAAGAAGGUACCCCAGGUGAAGGCACUGGGACUCAGUAAGAUACCGGUUGUUGGUGGAGCAGGAGGAAGAACAGGUAAACCUCCACUUCCUCACGCUCAUGGUCGCCACCCUACAUCGCCAAAUGAAAAAGAGCCUCUAAGUGAUGAGGGCUACUGGGACACACCCUCAGCAACACCUACAGCAACACCUGAUGAGAGCGGCUUGCAGCGUAAUCAAACGAUGGCCCUGUCCCGCGACAGUUGUUCUGGAGACCACCUGUAUGACCUCUACAAUGAUCCUGAGGAGGACGGAGAAGACCAAAGAGGAGACGAAGAUCUGAACAGUACUCCUUCUCCAUCUACUGAGUACAAAAUGAGUCCAACUUCCUUAAAAAGCCCCACGUCGUCCUCUUCUUCUUCCUCUUUCCGAUCAAUAAAAGGCAGCACCAGCCUUCCUCGAGAUUCCAAGAUCCCUGUAAGCACCAAACAAAGCUUGCCCCCCCACUCUGUGAGCCAGUCAGCCCUGUCGUCGGUUCUGGAGGUGGAAUCCUCUCCACCGAAGAGCCAGGAUGCUCAACCAGCUCGCACCAGAAUCCCUGUAUCCAAGGUACCCGUUCGGCGUUCUGGAAGCAAACCCACGAGAGGAACGGCACGCAAGAAAUAGUUUUAUCAAGAUGACCUGGACUCUAGUGUGAAUUACUAUCGUGCUGCUUCAGCAGAGCCAUAUGUUGAGCUGUAGACGUAAUAGCCUAAAAAUUCUCUCAGAUACUUAAAGUCCUCAUUCCAAAGGUUCUCUUUGGCUUAGACUGGGUUGAAUGAAUACUUUUGUUUCCUUGAGAAGUCACAAGGAGACUCUAAAUAAGCUGGGCUGAUAUUUCACCGACCUGUUUUGCACUUUGGGGGCGAACUAUUGACAAUCCAUUAACUCAGAAAUGACACAUUCACCACCUUGUAAGUUCCUGGAAAAGCUUCUUACCUGCUGAGUUUGACAUUUACUUUGGACGGAGAAAGCACCUUUUGUAUCUUUGCCAUCUUUUUCUAUGGAGUUCCACUCAGCAUUAGGACCUAAUCGAAUUGAGGAUAAAUGUAAUUUUUAACGUAUAUUUUUAUUUCUAAUCCUGUCUAAUCUGUAUUAAAUUACCUCCUGCAUUUGUGAUUUUAGAGCCAAAGUUUAAUAGAACAACAGUGUAGACUUUCGGCCUCCAAGAGCCUGAGACAGAUUUAAUAAUAUCCUCAAAUUCCAAGAUCCUGUUGACCUUUUUUUUUUUUUGGCUUUUGUUUAUUAUUCUAGUUAUUUUUGAAAAUGGUCUUGUUCUGUUUAACAACUGUUGUAAGUUAAAUCUGAAGCAGUUUGCAGUUUAAAAGACCACAAAUUGUCUUUAAUUAUAAAAGGACUCAGGUUGCUUUCUUUUUCUUCUUACUGCAUUGCUAGAAUUACAUUCAAACUCUGGGAUUAACAAUAAUUUAAAGGUGUGGAACACUGAAAAACCAUUUUUAAAAUCUUAUUUCUGAUUGUAAUUAGUCAUUGAGUUUUUAAUUCAGGCUGAACAUGAAAAUAGUCUCCUACACAUAUCUCUUGCGUUAGCUUCUGACAGAAAAUAAACAUUGAAACGCUACGAUUAGAAAAGCCUGACAGCGUGACAUAACACUGUCGCAUAACAUUCAUGGACUCACACAUCUUGACUCACGACGGGGAAGGCUGUUGUUGGUUUAGCGUUCAGGAAACAACACAACAUCUCGGCUAGUAGAAUCUAACUGUUAGCAUUAGCAAAUCCACCACACAGCAGAACUCUUCCAGACUUGUGUUAUUUGUGGAGAUAAAACAUCAACGUUGCAAGUCAGCGGUACAGUCGCAUUGCCGUUAUCCAAUCCAAGGCCAGCUGUCCAAAAAUCAGGAAAUUAGACUCCAAAAUCCUGCUGUCUGAAGCUCAGCUGUGAUGUGACUCGCUUCUAGUUCCUGGAAAUAGUGCAUCAGUGUUUUUUUUUCCUCCCUCGAGUAUGACUUACAAAACAUUCUUUCCUACUAGAGACCACUGCAAAUGAACUGAUUAAAUGAGUGUUCCACACCUUUAAAAUUUUAUGGAAGCCUGUUUAUCUUUUGCAACACAAAAGCUGGGCAGAUCCUUUUGCACUGAUGCAUCAUCACUCACAACACAAGUUGUGCACGUUGAAAAUCCGACACACACACACAUGCAGACACACUUUCCGUCAUUGCAUGCAGUGCCACACACUUGAGGCACAAAGUCAGGGAAAAAAGAUCCAAUGUUAACGGGUUUCCUGUAUGCAAACUGUUGAACAUUUUUCACUCUGCUUGUAGCCACACUGGAAACUUUCUUCUCUAAGGAGAUAUUAACUGUUUUUUCUAGUCUGUGCAUUGAUUUACCUGAUUUGGUGUUUUUACAAGUUCUUUGGUUUAAAAACUAAACAACACGGAUUUCAAACUGUGAUCGCACCGACUCUGUUUCCUCUCUUUUCUAAUACGUGUUUUGGUGUUCGCCGAUGAAAAUGAGGCGUUAUUUCUGCAAAAAGCCCAAAUAUGAUGCAAGGAAUCUUUAUUUUUGUUCUAGCUACCAUGCUGAAUGAGUUUAUAGACCUACACUUUUUCUCUGACUGAGUUGAUUCCAGGAUCCACCGCAGCUGUUCGUAAAUCCGAAUGUAGCUUCUUGUUGUUCGAUCCCUUCCUUUUUGUCCCGGUUUCAUGGAAGCAAAACAACAGCUGGAUUUUGCAGUUUUAUAGGCUCUUAUGCUCUGGGGGAAAAAUAAAAAGAAGACAAACAACUACUCAAUAGGUACAGCCUCAUAACGCAGACGGCACUCAUUGAGAGACCCAUCCCCUCCCUUUAGCAGUCCCAAGAGGCCUUUGUUGGAGAUUUGUUCAGACAAGUUCGAAGCAAAAUUUCUCUAAUUCACGCCACAAAGACGCCAUUGAUGCUAUUCUAGACCAUAAUAUCUGUUCAUCAUGAUUAGAAUGUAGAUUUAUCUAGUAUCAUUGCAGGUUUGGAUUCCUUUUCCUUUUGUUUGACUUAAGAUAAAAACAGUAAAACAAUCUGAUUCCAACAUUUUCUGCUCAGCAGAGGAAACCAAGUCUCAGAUGCACGCAGACCCUCACAUGAUGAAUGUAUUUUGGCAUCAGUCAGAACUAAAGUUGUGCAAAAAUGUAGAGUUAUAAACACUACAUGUUAAAAUAGGACAUCCUUGCCUUUUCUGACUUUACUUCACAUGUUGGAAUCUGUUUUUCCACUUCAUCCAAGUAUGACAUAGGACCUUCUUCCUUUGAUCAAACACGUAAGCACUCCUGAGGCCAACUUGGUGUAUUUAUUACACCCUGAAGCUUUUCUUUCUCAUUGUGAAUCUGGGCCUUCGUGCGAAUGCUGAAAGGAAAAGCACAUCAUGUUAUCCUUUUAUUUGUUGUUUUGUUGUUUGAACUUCUUCUACCUGCCGUUUUUGACUAAUUAAACCAUACUGACGCUGAAGAAUGAG